UCUGCCGGGUAAGUGCUGGGCGGCAGGACUGGGGAGGGGCGGAAGAGCUCGGCAGGAGGCCCCACGUGCAUUCCCGCGAGGGCCUCGGGGGCCGCAGUGGAAAAGAAGGGGAGGCUGCAUCUGCCUCUGCCGGGGUCCCGCCUCGGCGUCCGCCCGCUCGCCCUCUGUUACUUCUGCGGCCCCGGUGUUUCUGGAGCGUCGCUUUUCCGGUGUCUCUGCUCAGCGUUUCCCUUUCCAAAGCGCGGCCGGGGCCAGGGGAGGGCAAGGCCAGCUGUGCCCUUUGAUCCCGUGCGAAAACGGCGACCCUCUGACUACAGGGGUGUGGCCCAGAGCCACUUGGCCAAUUAGGGGUGGGGGCCGGGAUCUUUGUCCUGCGGAUCAAACAGUUGGCCCCUCUGGACUGCAUCUCCGUGCCCCCUAGACCUGCGGGGUAAUAUACGUGUGGGGAGGUCCCAGGGUAGUCGGCUUCUCUCUGCUCCAGACCUUGCACCCGAUCCUGAGGAUCCUUGGAGGUGGGGGGCAAGGGCUGGGAGGAGGAAGCGGAGUUUUCCCAGGCUCCCUCACACUUCCAGGGAAAGGCUUUCCAAGAACCCUGAACUCAUGGACCCUGGAGUCAAAUUUUGGUUCAGAUCUAGCCUCUUGCUAGCUGUGUGACUUGGGGCAAGUUGCUUAACUUCCCUGAGCUUUGGUUUCUUCAUAUGUAAAAAGAAAGUGAAGGAGGAAGGGAGGGCAGGAACGGAGGAAGAAUCCCUUUGAAGCCUGAUUUGUAUUGGAUUCACCAGUUAUAAAGCAAGCUUGUCCAAACCACUGCCCAGGAGGCGGAGGUUGCAGUGAGCCAAGAAAAAAAGGAAGCAUGCCCUUGCCCCAGCCAUUUUGGUAGAAGAGCUGGGCCUGGAACCCAGCCCUGAGGACAUCCUACGGCCCAGGGGCAGUGACACCUGCUGAGAGAGGCCCAGGAUGGUGGAGGCUGAGGAACUGGCACAGCUGCGGCUGCUCAAUCUGGAGCUCCUGAGGCAGCUGUGGGUGGGGCAGGAUGCUGUGCGGCAGUCAGUGGCCAGGGCAGCCUCAGAGUCAAGCCUGGAAUCCAGCAGCAGCUACAACUCAGAGACUCCGUCGACCCCAGAGAUGUCCUCAACUUCCUUGAGCACCUCCUGCCCACGGGGCCGGUGCUCUGUGUGGGGCCCACCAGAUGCCUGCCGAGGGGACCUCCGCGAUGUGGCCAGAUCGGGGGCAGCCUCUCUCCCACCUGCCAAAUGCCAGCACCAGGAGUCCCAGGGCCGACCGAGACCCCACUCAGCACCCUCGCUGGGCACCUCAAGCCUGAGGGACCCAGAGCCCUCAGGGAGGCUGGGUGAUCCGGGAACCCAGGAGGCACAGGCCCCAAGGUCCAUCCUGGUUCAACAGAGCAAGCUGUCCAAGCCCAGGGUGACCUUCUCUGAGGAGUCUGCAGUUCCUGAGAGGAGCUGGCGCCUCAGGCCAUACCUGGGCUACGACUGGAUUGCAGGGUCUCUGGACACCAGCUCUUCAAUCACCAGCCAGCCUGAGGCCUUCUUCUCGAAGCUGCAGGAGUUUCGGGAAACCAACAAGGAGGAGUGUAUCUGCAGCCAUCCUGAACCCCAGUUGCUAGGCCUGCGUGAGAGCAGUGGCAGCGGCCUGGAGGAAGACCAUGAAUGCGUGUACUGUUACCGUGUCAAGCGGCGCCUGUUCCCGGUGCCUGUGGAUCCCGGCACCCCCUGCCGCCUGUGCAGGACACCGCGAGACCAGCAGGGCCCUGGGACCCUGGCGCAGCCAGCACAGGUCAGGGUGAGCAUCCCGCUGUCGAUCCUGGAGCCCCCGCACCGGUACCACAUCCACCGGCGGAAGAGCUUUGACGCCUCUGACACACUGGCUCUGCCCCGGCACUGCCUGCUGGGCUGGGACAUUUUCCCUCCGAAGUCUGAGAAAAGCUCAGCCCCCAGGAACCUGGACCUCUGGUCCUCUGUCUCCGCUGAGGCCCAGCACCAGAAGCUGUCAGGCACCAGUAGCCCUUUUCACCUGGCCUCGCCAAUGCAGGUGCCACCCCCCACCCCGACCUGGUCAGUGCCCCAGGUCCCUCGGCCCCACGUCCCACGGCAGAAGCCCUGAGGACUGACUGCUGGAGGAGAACAGCAUUCCCGCCGCCUCCAGCCUCUCCCCUCUGGCAGGCGCACCCAGGAGAUGGAAGCCCCUGCCCGCCCAGCUCAGGCCCGGCUGUCCUAGGUUGGGCAGGUGGGUGGACCCAGGCUUGUCUGCUGCCUGGGUUCCAGAGAGGGAGGACCCUGGGGUGGAGGGUGAGGGAUUCUGUGGAAGUUUGUAAAUAAAGCUCAGUGCUCUGCA
Symphalangus syndactylus (siamang) is the source of this 2355-nucleotide messenger RNA. It is a transcript of the gene MIIP, whose product is annotated as migration and invasion inhibitory protein. Gene Ontology annotation, biological process: negative regulation of G2/M transition of mitotic cell cycle; negative regulation of cell migration. The record is from RefSeq and is a predicted model, not a curated record. Lineage: Eukaryota; Metazoa; Chordata; Mammalia; Primates; Hylobatidae.